Messenger RNA from Lachancea dasiensis, 1755 nucleotides. NCBI's taxonomy places the organism in Eukaryota, Fungi, Ascomycota, Saccharomycetes, Saccharomycetales, Saccharomycetaceae. The record is from the annotation of a GenBank genome assembly.
AUGAGCACUGUUGAGAAUGGAACAUAUACUGCUCCACCUCCGGAUGAGGAGGAACUUUUACUGAGCAAGCUGGUAUUUGGAGAUACUGCUGAUUUUCAUGAAAGUUUGGCACAAUUGCACUUCUUGGGCCCAGAGGCGGCUGACGAUGAGCACAUCGAAAUGAUAGAGGCCGAUAGUGAGUUAGAGGAUGAGGACGAGCAGGCUCACGACAACAUGGAUCGCAUGAAUGACGAUCAGCUUUUUUUCGUGGAUGACGGGGCAGAUGAUAAGUCAAAAGACCAGAUGUCUCUGGACGACGCAAGCCAAGAUGAAGGGAAUAGUGAAGAUGAGCAGUAUUCUAGCGAAGACGAAAGUGCAGAGGACAACGCAUGGUCGGACUCGGAUGAUGAACGUGUUGAGGUUGCCGUUCCAAUGACAAAUAGGACCAAAAAGCUGCGGACAUCCUACACAGAGGGCCGCAUAAAGGGUAGAGACUAUGUGUUGAGGCUGAGAGCACAGUAUGAGAAGAUAUAUCCCAGACCCAAGUGGGUCGACUCGCCGGAUGCGAGCGAAGUUUCCGACGAAAAUGACUCUGGCAGCGAUGAGGGCCUCGAACAGGUUGUCAACGGAGAUUUGAGCGCCCUUUCCAAAAUUUUGCAGAGUACGUACACUUACCACGACACUUCGAGCCGUUUGCUCCCUCCCAAAAGUCUGGAUAUCAUACGUUUGAAAGAUGCAAAUGCUGCACAUCCCUCUCGUGCAGCCAUUCAAUCGCUCUCAUUCCAUCCUUCUAAACCCUUGCUGCUGACGGGUGGUUACGAUAGAACACUACGCAUCUAUCACAUAGAUGGAAAGAACAAUCAUCUAGUCACAAGUUUGUACCUAACGGGAACACCAGUUCAGACAUGUGCAAUCUAUGUGUCGCCCUCGCAUAAAGAACAGAAAAUCUUCACUGCGGGUAGACGCCGCUACAUGCACUCUUGGGAUAUUUCAUCCACUGGGGCUAGUCAGCAAUCAAAGAUAGAGAAAAUUUCAAGGAUGUACGGACACGAGGAAACUCAGCGCUCCUUUGAGAGUUUUAAAAUGGCUCAUUUUUGCGACCAACAGGGUCAGACUCAUGGUAUAGUUCUGCUGCAAGGUAACAAUGGGUGGGUGAAUGUUUUGAAUGCAACCUCGGGCGUAUGGAUGACGGGCUGUAAAAUCGAAGGUGUGUUGGCGGAUUUUUGUGUUGAUUACAAACCAAUCUCUAACAAUCGCUUCCAAACUGUUCUACUCAUGGUCAACACAUAUGGUGAGAUUUGGGAGUUUGAUUUGGCUAGGCAAGGUGAGGUGAUGCGUCGUUGGAGGGAUGAGGGUAACGUUGGUAUCACGACCAUCCAAGUGGGUGGUGGUAAUAACAGCACACAGCUCCUGCCGUUAAAAAAGGUUAGACGCAAUAGGUGGCUAGCGAUCGGCAGUGAAAGUGGCUAUGUGCAUGUGUACGAUCGAUUCUCCAACACUCCCGAGCCCGUUGCUAAAUUAGACCAAUUAACAACGCCCGUGUCAUCUUUGGCAUUUUCCCCAGAUGGUCAAAUUUUAUGCAUGGCCUCGCGAGCAACCAAGGACUCUCUGAGAUUGGUGCAUUUACCAUCGGGUAAAGUCUUUUCAAAUUGGCCAACAAGCGGUACCCCUCUCGGUAAAGUUACAAGUGUAGCAUUUUCUCCCCGUGGUGAAAUGCUUGCGGCUGGAAAUGAACAGGGAAAGGUUAGACUGUGGAGGCUCAAUCACUAUGUCUAA